UGUGUGGGCUGAUUGGAAUGCUCCGUGCUGGGGAAGGACAACGGAUUAUUGGUGGUCAGGAGACGAGUAUCAGCCAGGUGCCCUAUUUGGUGUAUCUCCGUCAAGGCGGCGGCUUUAUCUGCGGCGGUUCUCUGCUGACGACCAGUUCAGUGCUAACUGCUGCGCAUUGCGUCUACGGCGCCCAGGAGCAGGAGUACACUGUCCAUGCGGGCGCCAGUCGUCUAGACCAAACGGCGCCCGUGGUACGUAGUGUUACCCGCUUUCACAUAGCUCCAAACUACGCGGCCAGAAACUUUGACAUGGACGUGGCCAUACUGCAGCUGGCAUCGCCUGUGCCGCUGACAGCUGGUCAAGUUGCCACAAUUGCGCCUUGCCGAUCGCAACCGGCUGCCAACACAUAUGUCCGGAUCAGCGGUUGGGGCGUGCAGCAGGAGAGUAGUCGGAAGCCAGCGGCCCAGGUGCGUACAGCUGUGGUCCGCGUGCUGCCCGGCUUGGAGUGCCAGCUAGCCUACGCUGGCCAGGCGCAGCUCAGCGAUUCCAUGCUAUGCGCUGCUGUGCGCGGCAUAAAGGACUCCUGCUCCGGAGAUUCUGGUGGACCGUUGGUCUAUCGCGGCGAGGUCUGCGGCAUUGUCUCCUGGGGAUUCGGCUGUGCGCGUGCUGCCUAUCCCGGCGUUUACACCAGUGUGGCCAGCGCGCGUGUGAAGCAUUUCAUAGAUAAAACGCUGGCAAAACUUUCGAGUUUGAGCUAG
Drosophila novamexicana is the source of this 749-nucleotide messenger RNA. RefSeq names its product seminase. Bases 18 to 749 code for a protein of 243 amino acids. NCBI's taxonomy places the organism in Eukaryota, Metazoa, Arthropoda, Insecta, Diptera, Drosophilidae. Gene Ontology annotation, molecular function: serine-type endopeptidase activity. Gene Ontology annotation, biological process: proteolysis. The transcript has a single exon. The record is from RefSeq and is a predicted model, not a curated record.